Messenger RNA from Lactuca saligna, 789 nucleotides. The record is from the annotation of a GenBank genome assembly. Lineage: Eukaryota; Viridiplantae; Streptophyta; Magnoliopsida; Asterales; Asteraceae.
AUGCCCCUCUGGGUGAUUCUCAGUCUGGAUCCUUUCCUAGGAAUUCUAUCAAGGUGUCCCCAUUCCAACCAAAAUCCAACGAUGCCACAAGUCCAUCAGAUUUAUCAAAAAAAUUCAGGGGCAACUGUGUCAUUUAACAGAGUUGAUGUAUUGAGAGAAAACACAAAAGCAGUGUUUGCAGCUUGUGAUGCAGCUCACGGAAGAUGGGCAAAACUUCUUGGAGUUCGUGCUCUUUUGCAUCCAAGACUAACGCUUCAAGAAUUUUUACAAAUAUAUAAUGUUUCACAAGAAUUUAUGACAAAACUGAAAGCAGUGCUUGAUCAAGAAACAUGGGUUGAAGUAGAUGUGCCAAAUAAAUUCCAGGGAAUUGUGGAAUCCCUUUUUAGCUUGGAAUCUUUAGGAGUUGGUGAUUCCGAUGAUAAAAGCUACAAUGAACAUGCUGUUGAUGGAAUUAUGGAUACCACUGGACAGCUGGAAUUUAUUAAUAGAAUGAAGUUGAUUAUAACUUUUUAUUUAUUUGAAGAAUGGUUUAAUUUCUGUGUUUUAGUUCUAUUGGAUAAGAAACCUGAUGAGGUUCCCAUGCUUGUAGAAUCUGUGCUAAGUAAGGUCAUGGAAGAGUUUGAGAAUCGCAUCACUAGUCAAGUUGAACUGGCAAGCGAAAGACAGAGGCUUGAAAUCAAAGUUAAGAUAUCUCCAUCCGGUGGGAGUUGCUAUCCAUAUAGUUCCAUGGCAGUUCUACUUGCAGCCAUUGAUAGUUCUCUUGCAUCCGCUUUCAAUCCAGCAGAGUAA